Messenger RNA from Camelus dromedarius (Arabian camel), 1649 nucleotides. RefSeq names its product spectrin repeat containing nuclear envelope family member 4 (gene SYNE4). The record is from RefSeq and is a predicted model, not a curated record. Gene Ontology annotation, biological process: establishment of epithelial cell apical/basal polarity. The transcript has 6 exons. Gene Ontology annotation, cellular component: meiotic nuclear membrane microtubule tethering complex; nuclear outer membrane; nuclear envelope. Lineage: Eukaryota; Metazoa; Chordata; Mammalia; Artiodactyla; Camelidae. The coding region runs from base 150 to 1430 and encodes 426 amino acids.
GGGAGGUUCAGCUACUGGUCUGCUGGGGAGGAAGGAGUUAAGUGAUACUGCUGUCACCUGAGCUGGGCAUCAAAUUACCUGGGUCCAGUUUCCACCUGGGAAGAGCCUGACCCUGGGCUCCUGGCUACCUCAGGCCUGGGCUCCCGAAUAUGGCCCUGCCCCCACCUCUGAGCCCUAGGCCCUCUUCUGAGCCCUUCAGCCACCACCCUGGAGCGCCUAGGGAGCUGGAUACUGCUGAAUUCACCAUCUACCCUGCAUCUGGAGACGAGAGAAUCAGGUUGGAACAGGCUCAGAAGCAGGGGCAGGUCUCCUUGGACCCUCCUGAGCACUUCCAGAGUGGACUGAGGGGCACCAAGCCUGCUACUGGCCUCCCCACAUUGCCAACAUCCUCUUCCCAGGAGGACCCAACUGGGGCCAAACACUGUAAGCACUCCAUCUCUGGCCAGGAGGUAUUGGAGGCUGAGCAGGACAGCCUGCAUCUUAGCCUUCUGGGGCUGGGCCUCCAGCUGCAGGACCUGGAGCGAGGCCUGGGGCCCUGGGCAUCAGCCCAGAGCAGGAUGGUCCAGCUGCAGGCCCUCCAGGCAGACCUCCGUGGGGCAGCUGAGCGUUUAGAUGCACUGCUGGCAUUCGGUGAGGGGCUGGCACAGCGGAGUGAGCCCCAAGCCCGGGCACCCCUGGAGCAGGUCCUGAGGGCCUUCAGAGCCCAUCGAGACAGCAUCUUCCGGCAGCUGUGGCGGCUGCAGGCCCAGCUGGUCAGCUUCAGCCUGGUGUUUGAGGAGAUCAACACACUGGAGCAGGACUUGGAGGUUGAGGGGGACUCAGACGGGCCAGGACAUGGUAGGAUCUGGGGGCCCUGGGCAUCCGGUAGCCUCCCCACUCCUGCAGAGUUGGAGUGGGACCCGGCGGGGGACGUUGGGGGCCUCGGGCCUUUGGGGCGAAGGACAGCCUGGACACCAGGGGCUCCCUGUGAGCUAUGUGGCCACAGGGGCCCCUGGGGCAGGGGACAAAGCCUCGAGGUAAGAGCAGGUGGGGUCACCUCCCCCCAGGCACCCAUGGACCCAUCUGUGUGCCUCCUAGCAGGGUCCUUCCCCUUCAAGGUUUUCAUGGCUCUGUUUCUCCCUCUAUCCCUCUCGGGGUCUAUUUCUCUUUUGCUAUCUCAUUGUCCCCUCCCCUCCCUCCCUCUGCCUCUCUUGGCCUCCAUGCCUUCCUCCAUCUCACUCUGUUUCCUUCUGUUGUAUCUACAUUUCCUCAUUUCCUCUCACUCUCUCCCUCACUCACCCCUAGGGGCCACACUAUUCCAAAUUCACUCCCAUCUCAAAGCCCCCAGUGCAUGCCCAGCUUACCUCCUCAUUCAUUCGUCUCUCCUCAGAUGUUACCUCUUCAGGGAGGCCUGCUCUGCCCUCCAAAUAUUAUUGCUCCUUGUCCUUUGACUUUAUUUCCUAACUGCACUUACCACAUCUUGACAUUAUACAUUUGUUUAUUAACUUAUGGUCUCUCCCUCUCUCCUGCUAGAAUAUAAACUCCAUGGAUGCCAGGACUUUGUCUGUUUCUACAUCCACUGUGUCCCCAGCUCCUAGAACUGUGCCUGGCAUGUAACAGACACUCAUUAAAUAUUUGUUGAAUGAAUGAAUAAAUAAUGUCUCCCUUCU